CCUGGUUUAGUCAGGAUGGUGAGAGAUUGGACUGCGAGUGUGUGUGGCUCGUCGUCACUUAAUAUGGUGGUUAACGCGCACCUCGUCCGACAAAUCGUCCGCGACAUGCUUUUUGCCCAACACACGUACACUGUCGCUUUCUCUCAAUUCACAAUCUCAGUCAGGCAAUGUGGGUUGAGCUCCACGACUGCUGAACCUGAAGAUUCGUGUCGACGACAAUCCCGGAAAUCAGCUCGAGGAGAACCGCGCGGGUGUGAAACGUCCCAUUGAAAUAGCUCGCAGGAGCACUACACAUCGACCAUGCCGGCCAACUUCUACAACCUCAAGCCGGAGGAUAUCCUCAGCUGGCCAUCUCCCAAUUACGAGCACCCAUCCGAGCAGAGAACAUGGCUUCCUGCCUUCGCCAUUGUCUGGCAGGUCGUCACCACAAUUCUAGUAUGGGCAAGGUUCUACCUACGAAUGACUCGGAAAGCGGGAGCUUGGGGAUAUGACGAUGGCUUAACCAUGUUUGCAUGGGUGUUUUCCAUUGGCCUGACAACAUUGGCUUGCCUGGAAGGCUGGGCGUUCUACCUCGACCGUCAUACUUGGGAUGUUCCACCCUUCUUCUACUGGAAAGCUGCUCAAGCUGGUUAUUUUGCCCAGCUGGCCUUCCUGUGGAGUACGUUUGGCAUUAAGCUUUCGGUACUUCUCUUCUAUCGUCGCAUGGUCAAAGACACUGUGACGCGUGCGUGGCUGAUCACGAUCUGGAUCUUCAUCGGAAUCACCGUUGGAGCAUACAUCGGCGUGUUCGUCACCUACGUGAACAUUUGCGCUCCACUCGAAGCGUACUGGCUUGCCUAUCGAUUCGAUCCUGUCUAUACUACACCAUUCUCCUGUAUCCAAGGACCGUCAUUUGAUCUCGGCAUUGCAAUUCUGCUCGGAUGCAGCGAUGCUUGGUCUGUCGCGAUUCCGUGCUUAAUGCUGCGACACUACCAACUCGACGUCACAAUGAAGCAAAAGAUCGCGCUUAACAUGAUUUUCUGCCUUGGAUUUCUUGCCACCGGUGCCGGUAUUGCUCGGUCAUACUACCUCUGGCAAAUCGCCCACUCGCCCGACAUCUUCUGGGCGGGCUUUGACCUUUACGUGUGGUCGCUCGUCGAAUGCCACCUCGCCAUCAUUUGCACAUGCUUGCCCUCAUUACGAGCGUUCUUCCGAUACUAUUUUGGCGAAGCGCGUCGGACCAAUAAUGGCAGUGGCAACCGCAGUGGCAACCGCAGCGGCAAUCGAAGUGGCAACCGCAGCGCCAACGACAGCGCCAACCGCGACAGCCGUCGCUACAGUAAACGCAACACCAAGGACUCCUGGCACACAGAGAUGACCAACGUGCGAACCGUCAAGGACUUUCCUCCUCACAGCCCACACAGCCCUGAGUUGCACAGCCCUCCAGCCAGCCCCUUCCCACGGGAGAAGUACAGCCCGGACGUUGUCCUCUAUCCCAAGCACUCAAUAGAGGACAUGUCAUGAAUACGCUCUUUCGUUUUCUUUUCGGAGGAUCUCGGCUACGAUCCUAAUCUUUUUUUUUUUCGCUUCUUUUGGGGAAGGAAUCCUCGCCACAAAAGCAUUCAGCUCGGCCCGGUUGAUUGACCCGUCCCUGCUGCCGUCACGACACUGAAUGAAACGGAUGAACGCCUGUCUUGCUAUCUA
Molecule: messenger RNA, 1683 nt
Organism: Dissoconium aciculare CBS 342.82
Lineage: Eukaryota; Fungi; Ascomycota; Dothideomycetes; Mycosphaerellales; Dissoconiaceae
Exons: 4
Coding region: 301-1503 (400 amino acids)
Source: RefSeq, a predicted model, not a curated record